CUAGUAAAUUAAAAAUAUAAAAGAAUUAAACAAAUAAAUAUAUAAACCGGAUCAGGUUCCAGGCGGGAUUUUUAUUCCCCGGCUCCUUCCCGAUCCUGAUUCGGGGCAUAAAAUUUUAUCCUAGGAACGGUAUACCGCAGUUUUCAGGUCAUACCAGACAAAUUGCCAGUAGAAGUGCUAAAAAAAAAAAAAAAAAAGAAAAAUAAAUAAAUAAAUAGAAGUUAUCAAAAAUUUUUGUCAAAACAAAAUUUGGGCGACUUUAUUAUUUUUUAUUUUCUGCCCAAUCUCUUCUUCGUUCCUUUGACGACCGGACUAGUAUGUAAUAGUGUUAGCUUGCUACGGGACUAUAUUUCCUGGAACCCUAUAUUUCUGAUGCGUUAUUUUAUUCCCUCUCUCUAUCUCUAUCUCCAUUUACGGAUUCAUGGUCUUUUCUUUUUGUUUUAUAUUAAAUUUUGAUUCAAGGAACAGAAAAUUUUGAUUUCUUCAGAAUUUAAGGGGAAAAAAACAAUAGAAAAAUGGAUUCGGAUGAAGAAGAUUACGUUUUCUAUGGAACACCCAUUGAGCGAGAGGAAGAAAUCACCAGUAGGAAAAAGAAAGCGGUCGCAGAAGCCUCCGGUCAGCUGCGAACUCUCCCAUCUUGGAAACAAGAGGUUAGAGAUGAAGAAGGAAGAAGAAGAUUCCAUGGAGCAUUUACAGGAGGGUAUUCUGCUGGUUAUUACAAUACGGUUGGAUCAAAAGAGGGGUGGACACCACAGUCUUUUGUAUCAUCCCGAAAGAACAGAGCUGAAGUCAAACAGCAGAACAUCUUCAAUUUUUUAGAUGAAGAUGAAAAAGAGGAUUUGGAAGGUCAAUCCUUGGGAGCAUCCCUGCAAUUUGAUACAUUUGGAUUUACAGCCACAGAACUUGCACGCAAACAAGCUGAGAAGGAACAACAACAAAGGCCAUCAGCUAUUCCUGGACCUGUUCCCGAUGAAAUACUUCUGCCAGCUACUGAGUCUAUAGGUCUGAAGUUACUGCUGAAGAUGGGAUGGCGCCAUGGUCGUUCAAUUAAGGAUUCACAUGUCAAUUCAGUUUACGAUGCUAGAAGGGAGGCAAGGAAAGCUUUCUUAGCAUUUUCAUCUGAUGAUGCAAAGGCACAGCCUUCUGAAUCAGAGCCUAUUCUAGGUGACCUUGAAAAUUACAUUGAGCAGCCUGCUAGUGAUGAAGUUCGCUUUUCUCAGAGCAAACAUGUUCAUGUACUCAAUCCAAAGCAGGACUUGCAUGGUUUAGGUUUUGAUCCUUAUAAGCUUGCACCGGAAUUUAGGGAAAAGAAAAGAUCACGCAUAUCUGAGAACAGGGAUCCUGGUUAUAGAAAAGCUCUGUCAGUGAAAAAAGACAUUUUUGGUUUCAAGUCAGGAAAGGUUGCUCCUGGUUUUGGCAUUGGAGCACUUGAAGAACUUGAUGCUGAAGAUGAGGAUUUCUAUGCCUCCGGUUAUGACUUUGAGGAGACUUACGUCCAAGAAAUAGAUGAACCUUCAUCAUCAACUGUAGAAAGUGAACAAAAGUUUCUGAUGAAAGACAGUAAACAGAAGCUGCUUACAAAGGAACAAGAAGUUCUGCCUGGAUUUAGACUUGCGUCAAAUUCUGACUACCAGUUGGCAAGAUUUGAUCCUCCUCUUGUUCCAAAGGAUUUUGUACCCCAUCACAGAUUUUCUGGGCCUCUUGAGACUGAGUACAAGUAUGCUGAUACUGGUCCUCCAGAGGUUCCUCCACCUGAGGAUAACAAUUUGAAGCUCUUAAUUGAUGGGCUAGCAACUUUAGUAGCUCGGUGUGGCAAACUAUUUGAGGAUCUCUCCAGAGAGAAGAACCAGUCAAAUCCAUUGUUUAGCUUUCUUGUUGGAGGAAAUGGCCAUGAUUAUUAUGCAAGGAAACUGUGGGAGGCACGUCAAAAGCAAGCUGAUAAAACCAAGCAGCACUUGGAUGGGAAACUGCUCCCAAGUACGCAGAAGAUAUCAGCAGAGACCCGUGGAAAAAUCUUAGGAGAAAGGCCUUUGCAACGAAGCUCUAAGGAUUCUAGUUCAUCUGUUGUGUCGUCAAAUUCAGUGCAUCUCCAAUACAAUCUUUCAGAUACGUUUAUGAAACCUGCAUUUUUUAGUGAGAUGCUGGAAGUUUCUAAACCCUUUAAAGAUGAUCCUGCAAAGCAGGAAAGAUUUGAGCAAUUUCUCAAGGAAAAGUAUCAAGGAGGGCUUCGGUCGACUGAGUCUGGUGGAUCUAGUUAUAUGUCUGAAGCAGCCCGUGCUCGUGAGAGAUUGGAUUUUGAGGCUGCAGCUGAAGCAAUAGAGAAAGGCAAAUUGGGUAAAGGAGGCAAGCUCCCUACAAAUCCUAUUGCCGAGUAUUUGGCUGCCGGAGCGAUGCAGUUUACUUCUGGUGGCUUACAGCAAGUAAAAGAUACUCAAGCUGAAGAUUUGAUCACAAGGAAAAUGUACCCUAAAAGGGAAGAAUAUGAAUGGCGUCCUGCACCUAUUUUGUGCAAGCGCUUUGAUCUCAUUGAUCCUUAUAUUGGAAAGCCACCACCGGCUCCACGGAUCAGGAGCAAGGUAGAUACUCUCAUUUUCACACCAGAUUCUGUCAAAUCCACAGACAGGGAAGAGACAGGAAAAACAACUAAAGACUCCUUCCCUAUGCCUCAAUCUGAUGCCCAAAUGAUAAGCAAAGAUGUUGACGAGGAAAUUGAAGUUGAGGUAGAAGUUGAAAAUGUGGAGAGGCCUGUUGACCUAUACAAGGCUAUCUUCUCUGAUGAUUCAGAUGAUGAAGGGGAUACCUCUACUCUCAACAAAGUGGAGGAUCCUGAGAAAAAGGUUGAAGCAGCCAAUACAACAUUAAACCGUUUGAUGGCGGGUGACUUUUUGGAAUCCUUGGGUAAAGAACUAGGGCUAGAAGUACCCCCUGAUCUAGCCUAUGCAACAAGCAAUGCUUCGCAAAAUGAAAUUGUUAAUUCAAACUCUGAAAAUGCCAAGAUCCCACUUUCUGAAAAUAAGGAUUCUUCCAGCACUUUUGCUGCAGUUGAAUCUCCCAUAAAUCAAGGCGAUCCACACACCUUGGAGAAAGCUGAAGUUGGCGUAUGUAAUAAAAAUGAAUUCAUCCAUGGUAACUCAGCCAAAGGUAGUAGUAAACGUACAGAGACUGUUUCUUUAGGGACAAAAUAUGAUAAAGUGAGUUCAGAAAAGGUUUUUGACAACAAAAGGAAAGCUAAAACAUCAUUGAGCCAGAACCAGAGUUUGAGUAGCAGUUCAUUGUCAGAAGACGAAAGGAGUAGAAAACGCUCUAGGCAACAUCGACAUAGAAAUAGAAGCAGUGAUUCUGGUGAUUCAUCGAGUGAUGAUCAGGGCAGACACUAUUCUAGAUCAAAAGGGAGACGGAAAGCAUCAUCCUCUCGAGAAAAGAGUAGCAGCAGAAGAAAGCGCUCUAAGCAUCAUAAGCACAGAAGCAGGGAUUCACGUAGUAGAUCUCAGCACUCCACGGAGAAGGGAAAUGCAGAAGGCAAGAGAGAGAAGCAUAAGAGGAGUUAGAAGAAGACGUUCCUUUUCUUGAAUUGCAUGUAGAUUUAUGUGUAAAAAUAUCAUGGUAGAAAGAACACUAACAGCUGGAAUAUUAGUUUGCAUAGGAUUUUGGCUGGAGUAGCUCAAUGGACAUGAAGGCCUUAUUUUGUGGCUCCUCUUCCGAGUCUUUUCAAUGAAAUCAAGUUUUAUGGAGAAAAACUUAUAUACGAUCGGCCAAUCAAAAAAAUGCCGCAUAUCAAACUCUGUAAAGAAUAUAAUUUUUUUAUUUGUUUUAUUAUUUUUCUCUUUUCUCU
Molecule: messenger RNA, 3832 nt
Organism: Ziziphus jujuba (common jujube)
Lineage: Eukaryota; Viridiplantae; Streptophyta; Magnoliopsida; Rosales; Rhamnaceae
Product: G patch domain-containing protein TGH
Exons: 16
Coding region: 516-3548 (1010 amino acids)
Biological process (GO): mRNA processing
Cellular component (GO): nucleus
Molecular function (GO): RNA binding
Source: RefSeq, a predicted model, not a curated record